AUGACAGCCACAGUUCUGGAUGAAGACUUUGAUAACUAUUCGUACAUAGCUGGAAUAGAUUUUGGGACCACAUUUUCGGGAUGCUCUUGUGUAUACACCAAAGACAGUACUGACGAGAUAUUUGACAUAACUGACUGGCCAAAUCGAGGCGGCUACAUUUAUCCCAAGGUUCCUACAGUGUUACUUUAUGAACAAAACAGCAAAAGGGUCCUUGCAUGGGGGAAUGAUGCUAUUUGGAGAGCAAAGCGUCCAAAUUGCACAGCUGUUUUGAUCGACAAUUUCAAGUUACUUUUAGAUCAUAGUCAGAAGCAUAGCACACUUCCAAAUGGCUUGACUGUUAUUGAAGUAAUCUCUGACUAUCUUCGUGAAUUCAAGUUAUAUAUACAUACUUAUUUUGAAAGUAAACUCGGUGCAGUAUAUGAUGCCUCAAAAUUCAGAUAUUGUCUCACGGUUCCAGCCAUAUGGGAUGAUGAAGCCAAAGCUAUCAUGAGAGAGGCGGCUAUCCUUGCCGGAAUUAUUAACCGUAGAGAUCAUCCAGACCGACUGAUACUUACUAGCGAGCCAGAAGCAGCGUCCUUAUAUUGCGAAAAGAAACUGGGUCAAUUCAAUCUUACCCAUGGGCAACGUUUUAUGAUCUGUGAUGCUGGCGGUGGCACUGUAGAUUUGAUUGUAUUCGAAAUCGAUGCUUCUUCGGGCCCAAAAUUUCUUCGUGAAGUUACAAAAGGCUCAGGAAGUACAUGUGGGUCGACUUUCUUGGACAAAAAUAUGCGAGACCUAAUGAAGAAACGAUUUGGCAAUUAUGCUGACAGCAGCAAAGAUGUUAUAGAUAACUUGCUCGAGCAUUUUGUUAGUUCAACAAAGCCUCAAUUCGAUAACGAAGAUGAUGAGUUCUUUAUUCUGCCAAUCUCAUUAAACCCAACAGAGAUUAUGCUAUCGGAUAUCGGGAUAGUUGAUGGGAGGAUUCAAGUCACAGUUGAUGAGCUCCGUGAGGAUGUGUUUAAGCCAGUUGUAAAACAGGUUUUGGACUUGAUAUCUGAUCAGAUAGAUCAAUCUCAAGCACACAUUGAUGCUAUAUUUCUUGUCGGUGGAUUUGGUCAAUCGAGGUAUCUGGAAAAAUGUGUAAAAGACACGUUUAAAACCAAAGUUGGAUCGAUAUAUAUACCAAGUCGUGGUGAAUUAGCUGUUGUUCGUGGUGCAGUCAUAUCUGGAGUGGACCCCAACAAGAUCACGCACAGAAUAUUACGGCGUACAUAUGGGAUCUGUGUCGAUUCUAUAUUCGAUCCUUUCAAAGACCCACACGAAAAAAGAUAUGUAGACCAUGAUGGUGUCCCACGCUGUAAAGAUUGCUUUAGUAUAUUUGCCAGAAAGGGAGAAGUCAUGCCUAUAAACAAAUGUGUUUCGAAAACCUACUUCAUAUUCUAUCCUAGUGUCAUUGGGCUGGACUUGUUUGUUUAUGAUUUCGAUGGAAGUUCUCCAAGAUAUACCACUGAUGUAGGUGUUCGCAAGGCAGUCAGGUCUUCUGGUGAGGCCCCUAUUUUUCCCGGUGUUGAGCAAGGGGAGAAAGUAUACUUUACAACAAACAUGUACUUUGGAAGGACUGAGAUCAUGAUUGAGAUUUUAAUCAAGGACAAAAAAAUUAUUCAUACUUCAGAUUUUGUAUCUCAUGAACUUGAGAAACUCAUUGGUUGA
Molecule: messenger RNA, 1689 nt
Organism: Phycomyces blakesleeanus NRRL 1555(-)
Lineage: Eukaryota; Fungi; Mucoromycota; Mucoromycetes; Mucorales; Phycomycetaceae
Exons: 6
Coding region: 1-1689 (562 amino acids)
Molecular function (GO): ATP binding; ATP-dependent protein folding chaperone
Source: RefSeq, a predicted model, not a curated record